Messenger RNA from Nematocida major, 4422 nucleotides. RefSeq names its product myosin heavy chain 9/10/11/14. Lineage: Eukaryota; Fungi; Microsporidia. Gene Ontology annotation, cellular component: myosin complex; cytoplasm; vesicle. Gene Ontology annotation, biological process: actin filament organization; vesicle transport along actin filament. Bases 1 to 4422 code for a protein of 1473 amino acids. The transcript has a single exon. Gene Ontology annotation, molecular function: actin filament binding; microfilament motor activity; ATP binding. The record is from RefSeq and is a predicted model, not a curated record.
AUGAACAAAGAAGAAACAAAAACACACAGAAUUCAAGAAAUAGGGCGAGUCGAGCCGAUAAAGGACGCUGCAAGCAUGCCUGAAAAGCUGGUGUGGUGGCUCAAUGCGGAGAGGGAGUACGAGCUCGGAAAAGUUAUUUCUGAGACGGAGGUGGAUGCCGAGAUAUCUGUAGGGGAAAGAAGGUUUACAGAAAGGCUGGAAAAUCUUCACAAGGCAAAUCCUUCCAAGUUUGACUUGGUUGACAACAUGGCGCACCUGUCGUACUUGAACGAGCCCAGCAUUCUGCACAACCUGCGGCAGAGAUACCUAUCUAACAUGCAGUACACGUAUUCUGGCUUGUUUCUUGUCGCCAUAAACCCAUACAAAAACAUUCCCAUAUACACAAAGGAGUACAUCGAAAAAUAUUCUUCUGUCUACAAGCGCGAAGACGCGGCCCCGCACAUAUAUGCAGUUGCUAGCGAGGCAUACCACUUGAUGCGGAACACGCGGACGCCUCAGUCGAUUCUCAUCACCGGAGAGUCUGGCGCAGGAAAAACUGAAAACACAAAGUAUGCGAUUGCCUUUCUGACAAAAGUGAGCGGCGACGCUCUGCAGAGGACGUGUGUUUUGGAGGAGAGGCUUAUAUCCACAAACCCCUUGCUGGAGGCGUUUGGAAACGCACAGACCGGAAGAAACGACAAUAGCUCCAGGUUUGGAAAGUUUAUUAAGAUAGAGUUUGGAAUGAACGGGGAAAUUGUGGGCGCGUCGGUGGAGAGGUAUCUCCUGGAGUCCUCGCGAGUGACCAAGCAGGCUGCCGGAGAGAGGAACUACCACAUAUUCUACGCGCUUACAAAGCAGGCCGACGAGUCUCUUCUGGCGUCGCUGCGCCUUGAGAGGCACCGAAGCUACAAAAUAAUCAGCAGCGCAGAGGGGCACGACAUCCCGCUGGAAAGCAUAUGCGCGUCCAUGGGGACGCUGGGCUUCUCGCAGGGCGACAUUUCAAAGAUUUUCCGGAUGGUGGCUGCGAUCAUCCAUCUGGGGGAGAUCGAGUUUGUCUCUGUUGGAAAGGGCGUAGACGUGCUUGGCGAGAGCGCGGCCGCGCUGGAAAACGCCGCCGCGCUUCUGGACGUGGACGGGGCAGCUCUGAAAGAGUCUCUUCUUCGGCCAAAAAUCCAGGCGGGGAGGGAGGUUGUGGUGCACGGCAGAACGCCCGAAGAGGCGAACUUCACCGUCUCUUCACUCUGCAAGGUUCUCUACGAGAGGCUGUUCGACUGGAUAGUCUCCUUGGUGAACGUUGCCAUGCGCCCGAAGGAGGCCUCCCAGUCGUACAUUGGCGUGCUUGACAUUGCAGGGUUUGAAAUACUCGACUCCAACGGGUUUGAGCAGCUUUGCAUAAACUACACAAACGAGAAGCUGCAGCAGUUUUUCAACCACCGCAUGUUCAUUCUCGAGCAGGACAUAUACAUGAAGGAGGGCCUGGAGUGGAACAUGAUCGACUUUGGGUUUGACCUGCAGCCCACCAUCGACCUUUUGGAAAAAAACAGCACGGGAAUAUUUUCGAUACUCGACGAGGAGUGUGUUGUGCCUGGAGGAAACGGCAGCCGGCUUCUUGAAAAGAUCUCCCGGACAUGGAAAGAGCACCCGAAGUUCUCCACGCCAAGGGUGCGCGGCGGGUUCACUGUUGAGCACUAUGCUGGAAAAGUGAAGUACCACGAGGACGGAUGGAUUUCCAAGAACAAGGACCCUUUGGACGAAGACAUUGCAGGCCUGCUUCUUGGCGCAAAGGGGCCGCUGCCUGUCCCCUCGAUCAAGUCAGGCCUGGCCGCAACCCGGUUUAGAACAGUCACGCAGAGCCACAAGGAGCAGCUCUCCAGCCUUUUGAAAAUGCUUUACACCACAAACCCGCACUUUGUCCGGUGCAUUCUCCCGAACAGGCAGAAAAGGCCAAAUGUUUUUGAGGUGUCGAGAGUUCUCCACCAGCUCAGGUGCAACGGAGUUCUCGAGGGCGUGCGGAUAUCCCGGCAGGGGUUUCCCACGCGCGUCGAGUUCAGAGAGUUUACGCAGAGAUAUGCGCUUCUCUCGCGCGCAGGGAAAGAGCACAUUCCGCCUGCCGAAAAGGGCGCUGUUGCCCUUCUCACAGAGCUCGGCGUCCCGCCAAGCCUGUUCCGGCUGGGAAGAACCCGGCUGUUUCUGCGGCAGGGCGUGCUCGCAGACCUGGAGGAGCAGAGAAAUGCCAAAAUAUCGGUGGUUGUUUCAGAGCUGCAGAGGCGCCUGCGCAUUCUCCUGGAGCAGAACAUAGAGGCCUUGAAAAAAGCACACGAUGACGCAGUGUCGCUCCUGCAGAGAAAUGUGAAAAUAUACGCGUCUGUGCGGAACUGGUCGUGGUGGAAGCUCUGCAUGAAGGUCCGCCCUCUUUUGGAGGUUCGCAAGGCGGAAGACGAGAUCAAGGAAAGAGACGCAAAAAUCGCCGCUCUCCAAGUGAAGCUGCAGGACCAGGCAGAGAAGCAUGCAAGCGUAGAGAACGAGUUCCAGACAGCCCUGCAGGAGGCGCAAAGAGCGCUUGCCAAAGGCGAAGACGAGAAGCAGCUCGCGUGCAUAAAAAGGAACGAGGCAGAAGCUGCGGCAAAAGAGUCUGCGGCAGAGCUUGCAGCGGCCCAGCGCGCGUCGAAUAAGUACUGCACGCAGGUUGGAGAAAUGCAGAGCGCGCUGCAGGAGCUCCAGAAAAAGGCAGAGCAGGCGCGGAGAGACGCGGCCUCGGAGGUCUCGCGGAAGCUUAUGGCCGAGCUGGACGAGCUGAAAGCACAGUAUGAAGACCUGCGGCGCGAAAACAAGCGCAUAAAUGCGGCCCAUGCGCAAGAGGUGGGUAGAGCCGAAAGCGCAGAGCAGGAGAGAGACCUUCUAGCGCAGGAGAAAGCGUGCGUUUUGGAGAAGAGCAAAAAGCUUUCCAGCGAGAUCGAAGAGCUUCAGAACGAAGUUACCAUGGCAGACUCCCUGCGGAGAAAGGGCGAGGUUUCGGCGCAGAAGCUGGAGAGCGAGGUUGAGCGGCUUGGGUCUCUUCUGAGCUUUGAAAAGGAAAAGGUUCUGAAGCUCAACGAGGCGUUCAAGAAGGCUGCGGCGCCGGCGCCCGAGCCGGUUCGGAUUCCCGUGAAAGACAACACAGCAGAAAUUUUGCAGCUGCAGAAGGACCUCGAGCACGAAAGAGAGAGGGCCACUGCCAGGCAGGCCGAGUACGAAGACCUCAAAAAAGAGUACAUAAACCUGGUGGACGAAAAGCUUGGGUCUAUGAUUUCAGAGAAGCAGAAAACAGACGCGGAGAUGAAGAAGCUGCACCAAUCAUUUGCAAACAGCCAGCUGAAAAUGCAGGAGGCACAGAGCCGCGCCGAGAAGUGCGAGCAGCUUGCAAGCGCUCUGAAGGAGGAGCUGGAGAGAAAGGCUGUGGCUUUGGCCCGGGAGGAGAAGGCCCGCCGCGCGCACGAAGUAAAGGCCCGGGAGGAGCUGCUUGAGGCAGACGCGCAUAUUCAGCGCCUCGCGCAGGCUCUGGAAGGAGAGCAGCGGCUCUCCGCGGAAGACGCAGCCAAGCGAACAAAGGCACAUGCAAGCGUGCUGGAGGAGGUCCAGAAAGUGCUGAAGAAGAUCCAGGAAAUGCACGAAAGCAUGCACCUUAUGAAGUGCGAGAUUGAGGGGGCAAUGAAGACUGUUGUUUUGUUCAGAGCCGAAAUACAGAAGCUCGCAGAAGAAAUCAUAAAGAGCGAGGCAGAAAAGGAAUGCGCCAUGCAGAAGCUGGGAAGAGCAACUGCCGCGGCCCAGGAAAGCGAAAGCGCCUUGGACGCAGCAUGCGCGCAAAUACAGAGGCUGGUGAGCGAGAAAGGGCAGGCUCUCAUGGAGGCCGAGAGCGAGGCAGAGCGGCAGAGAGAGGCGCUGGAGGAGGCUGAGACUGCGUGGCAGGCAGAGCGCCGUGCAAUGGACACAGAGCGUCGCGAAAUGAGGAAGAUCGCCGCAGAAAAGAAGAGGCUUGUGGAGGAGGCCAAAAUCGCGCAGGCAGAAAGGGCGCGGCUUCAGGAAAGGGUGCAGGACGCCCGAAGCAAGGCCACCCGGUACGCCGAAGAGAAAGAAAAAGCUGUUGCAGAGGCGGCUGCCCGCCUGGCAGAGGCAGAGCGGUCUUGCGCCAGAGAGCGGGCAGAAAGCGCGCGGCAGCGAAGAGAGGUUCUUGCAGCACAGGAAGCGCUUGCCCGCGUGGAAAGCGACCUGAAAAGGGUGAGAAGCUGCGAAAGCGCGCGCACCCAGGAGGUUUUGCUUCUUGAAGCGCGGAUAGUUGAGUGCAAGAAAAAAGAAGCUGCCCUGUCGUUGGAGGUGCGCCGGCUGAAGGUUGAGGCCAGCGCGGCCUUUGCAAUGAACGCGGCCUCUCUGCAAAACAAGAAAAUCUGCGAGGAUGCAAGCCAGUAG